This is a messenger RNA of Anoplophora glabripennis (Asian longhorned beetle), 467 nucleotides long. RefSeq names its product probable splicing factor 3B subunit 5 (gene Sf3b5). The coding region runs from base 135 to 392 and encodes 85 amino acids. NCBI's taxonomy places the organism in Eukaryota, Metazoa, Arthropoda, Insecta, Coleoptera, Cerambycidae. The transcript is spliced from 2 exons. Gene Ontology annotation, cellular component: U2 snRNP; precatalytic spliceosome. Gene Ontology annotation, biological process: mRNA splicing, via spliceosome. The record is from RefSeq and is a predicted model, not a curated record.
UUCUGUGGGUCUGUGUUAAUUUAAUCUCAGAUCAGACACAUUCUGUGCCUCACAUACAAUUUUUUUUUAUUAAACAACAAAAACAAAAAUUAAAAUCUAAAACCAGAGCAGCAUUAGAAAACCGCAUAGAAAAAAUGGGAGAUCGAUAUAAUAUUCAUAGCCAGUUAGAGCAUUUGCAGUCCAAAUACAUUGGUACAGGUCAUGCUGACACUACCAAAUACGAGUGGCUAGUAAAUCAACAUAGAGAUAGUUUUUCUAGUUAUCUGGGUCAUCCAGACCUAAUAAAUUAUAUUGCUAUAUGUGAAAAUGAAGCCAAAGCAAGAGUGAAAUUUAACUUGAUGGAGAAAAUGUUACAACCUUGUGGACCACCGCCAGAUAAGCCUGAAGAUUAAUUAGAUUAAAAUUGACGACCAUUUUUUCCUAAACAUUUUAAUUUUUCUUUAAAUAAAUCUGAUUUUUUCUUAAAA